Messenger RNA from Hydra vulgaris (swiftwater hydra), 2532 nucleotides. Its product is annotated as N-acetylated-alpha-linked acidic dipeptidase 2. NCBI's taxonomy places the organism in Eukaryota, Metazoa, Cnidaria, Hydrozoa, Anthoathecata, Hydridae. The record is from RefSeq and is a predicted model, not a curated record. Gene Ontology annotation, molecular function: carboxypeptidase activity.
UUUUUAGACUAACUGAAUGUUGUAGAACAGGAUAAGCAACUGCGGUUAUUGAUUUUUGAAAAAUUUUAUUUUUCGACCCUACUUUGUGUCACCCUAGUGCCCAGUGGUUAAAGCGGCACUGCUGCCAGUCAUCAUUGGCGCCAUGGAUUGCAGCAUCUAAGAGGGAAAAACUUGCUGUAAGGACAACAAAAAUGAAGAAGUUUCGUACAUUUGAGGACGAUCAAGUCAGUUUUGAGGAUAACAGCAAAAAAUCUGCAUUAAAAAAAAAAGUAUUUAUAAUUCUAUUAUCUCUAAUUGUAGUGGUUUUUUCCUUUGUUCUUGGUUACAUAACUCGUAGAGCAACCUUUGCUUGUGACAACAAAAAGGCUUCAAAAAAUGAAGAUCAUAGAGAAAAAAUUUAUCAAGACAUUGUCUCAUUAAUUGAUACCAACAAAAUUAAAGAGAAUUUAAGAUUUUAUGCUGGAAUGCCCCAUUUGGCAUCAUUUGAACGAAACAAUUUGCUUGGUGAAGAUAUAUAUAACCGAUUUAUUAUGAAUGGAUUUAAAGCAGAAAAAGUGUCUUAUGAUGUUUUGCUUUCAUUACCUUCUUCUCAAAAAGUAAAUGUUGUAUCAAUUUAUAAUUUAAAUGGAACGCUUCUUUUUAAAACUAAUGUCUUCAAUGAAAAUCUGACUGGUAUUGUACCUCCAUUUAAUGCUUACUCACCAAAAGGAAAUGUUGAGGGCGAACCAAUUUAUUUGAACUAUGGUAGAGUAGAAGAUUUUGAAAAAUUAAAAGAUUUUGGUGUAAAUUGUUCUGGUAAAAUUGUAAUUGUGCGGUAUGGUAAAAACGCAAGAGGAAGCAAGGUUGAGUUAGCAGAGAAAUAUGGAGCAGUUGGAGUUGUAAUAUAUAGUGACCCAGAAGAUUCUGGUCCGGUUAAUGAUGAUGAAUUAUUUCCUAAAAGUAAAUGGUUGCCACGUAAUGGUGUCCAGAGAGGAACAAUAAAAUAUAGCUAUGGUGAUCCAUUAACUGAUGGUUAUCCAGCUAAAGAUUGGGUCUACCGGCUGGAACCUGAAAAUGCUGGUUUGCCAAAAAUACCAACACAGCCCAUUUCAGCAUAUGAUGCAUUAAAUAUUAUGAAGGAAAUGGAUGGUGUUAUUGUACCUAAGGAUUGGAGAGGAAAGCUUAAUAUUACAGAUUACAGAUUGACUGGUUCAAAAAUAGUAAAGAUUGAGGUUUAUAACGAAAAUGUUAUUCGCACAAUAACAAACAUUAUUGGUACCAUUGAAGGAAGUGUAGAACCAGAUCGGUAUGUCAUGUUGGGUAACCAUAGAGAUGCUUGGGCAUUUGGGGCAGUUGAUUCUUCAAGUGGAACCUCUAUUAUGAUGGAAAUGGCUAGAGUUAUUGGUGAAAUGUUAAAAAAAGGUUGGUUGCCAAGGAGAACAAUAAAACUGAUGUCAUGGGACGGAGAAGAACACGGGUUGCUAGGUUCUAAUGAAUAUGUAGAAGAAUUUUUGCAUGAUCUACGUAACCAUGGUGUUGCUUACUUGAACCUUGAUCCUGCAAUAUUUGGAAAUGAAAGCUUAUUAGCCAUUGGAAGUGGAUUAGUUAGAGAUGUCAUUUGGGAAUCUGCAAAGAAAGUUGCUUAUCCUGACAGUACACAAACUGUUUAUGAGAGGAUGCUAAAUUUCAACCCAGAUGAAGAAAAAAAAUUGCCAAAGUUUGGAGGGCUUACUUCUGCAAGUGACUAUACACCUUUUUAUUGUUUGGCUGGUGUAACAAGUGCAAAUUUUAAGUUUGGGUCUGGGGAGACUUUUACUACUUAUCACACUGAGUACGACACUCUGGAAUGGAUUGAGAAUUAUGCCGAUCCAGGCUAUAAAGCUCAUUUAGCUUAUUCUCAAGUAUUAACACAUAUAUUGUUGAGAAUCUCAGAUUUACCUUUGAUUCCUUUUGAUGCUGUAGUGCUAAGUGAAAUUUUAAAAGAAAAAUCAUCAAAAUUAAUCACAGAUAUUGUCCAAAAAGAUUCUACCUUUAAUACUUCUCACCUACUAAAUGCUGUAAAUAAAUUUGAAGCGUCAUCAAUCAAGCUUAAAAUGCUUUUAAAAGACAAACAUCAAAGUACAAAUGUAGACCAAAGUCAGCUUUCACUGCGAAUAGUGAAUGAUGUCAUCAUGCAAAUUGAAAAGUUGUUUUUGAGAGAUAAUGGUUUGCCAGGGAGAGAAAAAAUAAAAAACUAUAUCGCCGCACCAGCUGCUACUAAUAAAUACGGUUCCUCUAUGUUUCCUUCUAUACUGGACUCAUUGUAUCAGAUAAAAUUUCCUCAUUCCGCGAAUUAUACAAAAGAGUGGAAUGUUGUUAAGAAAGAAGUAUCAUUAGUAACCCUGACGAUUGAAGCAUGCGCUAAUUGGGUUGAACGUGGGGUGCAUAUUUUAUCUCAGACCAAGCAAUCAUUUGGUUAAAAUUUUUAUAAUAUAUAAAAUCAAAUUUUAUUUUUUGUUAUAGACAUUCAUAAAUUAUAUUUUUUUUAAUCUCUUAACUUCUCUCAUAUAUAUA